This is a messenger RNA of Phytophthora megakarya, 834 nucleotides long. The record is from the annotation of a GenBank genome assembly. NCBI's taxonomy places the organism in Eukaryota, Oomycota, Peronosporomycetes, Peronosporales, Peronosporaceae.
AUGGCUCAAUCUGAAAGGUUUUACGAGGAAACUCCGACAAGCUCAAAUAUAGAGCUGCCCGAGAUGCGAACCACUUCGGUGGUCAUCCGUAAAAAUUGGAACGAUAAUGUGCUGUAUUAUAUGAACUCGACUCCGCGGAACCAACAAGCCAACCAAGAGGAAUUGAGACUGCGACUAGUAGUCCCAACUACGAUGAUCCAAGAAGUUCUUCAAAACAACCAUGACUCAUUGGAAGGUGGACAUCAAGGCGUAGUGAGGACAUACCAACGAGUGAAGCAAGAUUAUUAUUGGUUUGGCCUUUACGCGGACGUUGAGAAACACGUGAAGUCGUGUCCGGAUUGUAGUUCAAGCAAGAGCAAACCCCAGUUGAGAGGAUACUCUCCUGGCAAUAUUCUCGCCGAAAGGCCAUUCCAGAUUGUGUCGAUGGAUUUCGUGAUUCCACUGCCGAAAUCUCGGCGAGGCAACACGGCACUACUGCUAUUCCAGUGCGCUUUCACGGGAUUCGUCAUCGCAAAACCGAUGUCGGACACUACAGCAUUCAAAGUCGCACAAGUAUUUGAAGAAUGCAUUUACGGAAGACCCCCGCUUUAUGAGCGAAGUAUUUCAAGCGUUUGCCGAGAUGAUGCAGUCAAGAUCGAGAGCAACUCUGAGUUAUCGGCCACAGGCCAAUGGGCAGCAAGAAAGAUCAGUCAAGACGGUGAUGCAGCCGUAAAGGUCUAUGCCGAAGACCCACUUCAGCAAGAUUGGGACGAGAUCGCAGAGCAUCUAGUCUUCGCCAUUAACAACUCAAUGGACACUACCAGGAGGGAAACGCCUUUCUACUUGGUUCACUGA